AUGUGGCUGCUUGCCACUAAGUCCAGUGGUACAAACACAAAAACAAAAGCAAGACACAAAACAACUCCCUCAACCCCUAAACUCCUGACCAAGAUGGAUUCUCCUAGGGAACUCAAACUCAUUCUCUACACCAGUCAAAGCAGAGAAGGCUGCUCUGAAGGCAAGGGGGAAGUGUUCCUCCUUGUUGAGUGCAGAAGUGAGCUGGGCAUUGACACCAGGAUAGAUGCAGUGGAUGGGCCCACUAUGGCAGAGGCUGAUGAGGCCUACAAGAGUGAGCAGGGAGCAAACAUAGAGGCACCAGCUGCAAUGGUGAAGAUGUCACACAUCAAGGUGACUUGGCCUGCAUGGAAGACAAUUGCAGAGAGCAAGGAUGAAGUCGAGGUUCCAAAGGUCACCAUACUGCCUGGGUCUAUCCUCCACAAGGAGCCCUGCAUGUGUUGUUUGGUGAAGAAGACCAUGUGCACAGGACUGGUGGGGCACACUUGUGAUGACUGCAUGUGCAUGAAGCAGGGGUGCAAGAGGUUGAUGAAGUCAGUGGGAAAGAAGGCACAAGUUGGCAUGUCGACUGUGCAGUCUUCAAAGUCCACCAAAGCCAGCUCCUCCAAGAGGGUUGCUGACAACAACAACAAUGAUGAGGUUGAGGUGGUCAAAAGCCACUUGCACAUGAAGGAGAAGGUGCUGGUGUGUGGCAUGCUCAAGAACAAGGUUGUGGCCAACCUUUUGCAAUUGCUGAGGCUGUUAUGGGCCAAGGCCAUGGAGUCACAGGCUGCAUACCUUCAACUUCAGGUGUGUGUCAAUCAGCUUGCCAAGGCACUGGAGAAGAUUGUGGUGGAGUAG
Molecule: messenger RNA, 837 nt
Organism: Pisolithus orientalis
Lineage: Eukaryota; Fungi; Basidiomycota; Agaricomycetes; Boletales; Pisolithaceae
Exons: 5
Coding region: 1-837 (278 amino acids)
Source: RefSeq, a predicted model, not a curated record